GUUAUCAGGAUGACGCUGGCCUCGUAAAAUGAGUUGGGGAGGGGUCCCUCCGCCUGGAUUUUUUUGAAUAGUUUCAGUAGGAAUAAUGCCAGCUCUUCUUUAUAUAUCUGGCGGGAUUCAGCUGUGACUCCAUCUGGUACUGGGCUUUUUCUGGUCUGUCAUUACGGAGGGCGACUUGUCAUAAAGGUUGGAAACGGAAGCUUGAUUUUUCAUCAAUCUCUCUCUUCCAGUGCUCUGUCUGGGCCAGAGGAUUCAGGCACAGGAAGGGAACGUUCCCAUGCCUCUCAUAUUUGCCAGAUCAAGUCCUGUGGUUCCCCAGCAUGGAUCUGUGAAAAUCCAGUGCCAGAGCAGUGCUGAGUCUUUCUUCACCCAGCUGGUGAUCCAAAAAAACUCCACGUAUGAGGAGGUAGACAGGAAACUGGGGUUUUGGAACGAGAGUGAGUUCGUCAUUGACCGCAUGGACACAAACACGGCAGGGCGCUAUCACUGCCGAUACAAGAGAGGCUUCAACUGGUCACACUACAGUAACGCCCUGGAGCUGGUGGUGACAGGCUUGUAUGACAAACCCUUCCUCUCUGCAGAUCGGGGUCGUGUGGUGAGGCCGGGAGAGAAUAUCUCCUUCACGUGCAGCUCGGCACACCUCCCAUUUGAUAGAUUUUCACUGGCCAAGGAGGGAGAACUUUCUCUGCCACAGCACCAAAGUGGGGAACACCCGGCCAGCUUCCCUCUGGGUCCUCUGGACCUCAAUGUCUCAGGGAGCUACAGGUGCUACGGUUGGUACAGCAGCAGCCCCUACGUGUGGUCCGCCCCCAGUAAUGCCCUGGAGCUCGUGGUCACAGGUAGGUACCUCCCAGGACAGCCCCGUGUCUGGGUUGGCUGUCCAGGGCUAUGUCACUGGGCAGGGAUCUGAAGAGGUGCACUCAGAGUAAAGUGAAGAGAAGCAGAGACUCGCUCACUCCAGGAUGGUGGGGGGGGGGGCU
Molecule: messenger RNA, 980 nt
Organism: Callithrix jacchus (white-tufted-ear marmoset)
Lineage: Eukaryota; Metazoa; Chordata; Mammalia; Primates; Cebidae
Gene: FCAR
Product: Fc alpha receptor
Biological process (GO): immune response-regulating signaling pathway
Cellular component (GO): plasma membrane
Source: RefSeq, a predicted model, not a curated record